GCAGCCUGGUUCUUCAGUUGUCGGCCAUCUUCGCCAUGGAAAACUUAAUAUGGCUUAGACUGGCGGUUUGCACCAUUUUGGUGGCCUUAGUUUCCGCAGGAAAUAGUACCACUUCCCUAAUGUCCAAGUCCAACUCCGGGAAUAGGGGAGUGACCUACAUGCACGAGAAGAUACAUCUACUCCAUCGUCAGAAGCGCUGGCUCACUUUUGAACUGGGAUCUUCUCUAACGGUGACUGCGAAUUGCGCCAAGGCAAUUUUAGAUACGAUACCCAGAGGACUUCUCUGGCUGGCAGAGAUUACCAGGGUUUAUGAACUACCUGCUGCCAUUGAAGAUUGGAUACCCAGGCAUGUAGGCAAGCCGAAGGCGAAGCUUCCGUCUCCACCUCCGCCACCGCCUCCUCCACCACCACCUCCUCCGCCACCACCACCACCGCCUCCACCUGGUGUUCCUGGCAAUCCAGUUUCACUGCCACCACAGCCCGUGAUUGUGCCUCUGAAUCCCGCAGAUCCCAUACAGUCCUUCUACUUCGCCUACCCGCAAGGCAUUCCCACGCUGAGUCGCCGCAAAUCCUAUUCGCAGCAGAUGCAGCUGGGAUGUCCAGCCUCCCACCUGGUCAAGGAUAUGUACGGAACCUACUACUGCCGACCAUCGGCGAUGUCCCGCCGGCUGAGAAGGGAACUGGAGAGCCAGGGUAGGAGGGUGAUCAAUGAGGCACAGAAUCCGCACGGCAUGCUCUUCGAUCUGAUAUCCAUAAUGGCCACCAUGUUUAACUACCAGCCCAACUACUGCGUGAUGCGCACCCUGUGCGAGGCACGUCAUCUGCUGGCUCCGCCGGGCCUAACGCUCUUCCACGACAUCUUCCGCAUCAUGCUGCGCUACGUGCAUCCGGAGAUAGCCCACAAGCCCAAGUAUCGGGAGGCCUUCACCGCCGGCCACUCGCUUCACCAAUGCGCCAGUUUGUAUGGACCACAUUGCCGGCAGAGUUUUUUGCUGCUCAUCAGCGAGAGGUUCCAGGAGAAAUACGCGAGUUGAUUGAAUGAAACCGAAAAUAUGGAAAACACGCCAAUGAAUUUAUCAAACUGCAAGCCUCAGCUGACUGCUAUGACACCCUAUAUAGAGUUAAUGCACCGCGUUGCAUGUUCAAUUUGAUAUAAAUAUAAAGUGCAAUAAACGGAAUUGUAAAUAUGCAGCGCUUUCUUAAUGCAGAUUCUUGAAAAUAUCCAUAAACUUUAGGUUUAAAUUGGUAUGCAUUAAUACUUUUUGAACUUCAAUUGUUAAUAUGUUUUCUAUUUGAUAAUAACUAUCCAUUAUAAUUAAUUUUUAGAAGGCAUGAAAGGUUAAUCAAAAUAUAAUAAUUAUAGUAUUUAGAGUCCUUAUUUACUUGUCGCUCAGUUUUGCCUUUAAUUUCUUGCGUUUAUUGAAGCUCGUAACGAUGUUAAAAAAUCAAUACUUUCGUGCAUUAAGCUCGCACAAAUUGUGUAAUAUUUCCACAGUUCAAACAAUAAAUACAAAUGAAAAAUG
Molecule: messenger RNA, 1523 nt
Organism: Drosophila sechellia
Lineage: Eukaryota; Metazoa; Arthropoda; Insecta; Diptera; Drosophilidae
Product: F-box only protein 11
Exons: 3
Coding region: 36-1034 (332 amino acids)
Source: RefSeq, a predicted model, not a curated record